Messenger RNA from Myotis lucifugus (little brown bat), 4448 nucleotides. RefSeq names its product insulin receptor (gene INSR). Gene Ontology annotation, biological process: positive regulation of phosphatidylinositol 3-kinase/protein kinase B signal transduction; positive regulation of kinase activity; cell surface receptor protein tyrosine kinase signaling pathway. Gene Ontology annotation, molecular function: phosphatidylinositol 3-kinase binding; ATP binding; insulin receptor substrate binding. NCBI's taxonomy places the organism in Eukaryota, Metazoa, Chordata, Mammalia, Chiroptera, Vespertilionidae. The record is from RefSeq and is a predicted model, not a curated record. Gene Ontology annotation, cellular component: insulin receptor complex; axon; membrane.
AUGUAUGGGAGGGGAUUUAGCCAAGGGCAGGACCCUCUGAGCAAUGCCCCUCUUAAAACCCACCAUUGUGUGUUAGCUCACCUGUCACACUUUCUGCAUAUUUUUACUCUAGUGUGUCCCAGCAUGGAUAUCCGGAACAACUUCACGAGGCUGUAUGAGCUGGCUAACUGCUCGAUCAUCGAAGGACAUUUGCAGAUACUGUUGAUGUUCACUUCAAGGCCUGAGGAUUUCCGAGACCUCAGUUUCCCCAAACUCAUCAUGAUCACUGAUUACUUGCUGCUGUUUCGGGUCUAUGGGCUGGAGAGCCUGAAGGACCUGUUCCCCAACCUCACGGUCAUCCGGGGCUCCCGCCUCUUCUUCAACUACGCGCUGGUCAUCUUCGAGAUGGUCCACCUGAAGGAGCUGGGCCUCUACAGCCUGAUGAACAUCACCCGGGGGUCUGUCCGCAUCGAGAAGAACAAUGAUCUCUGCUACCUGUCUACCAUCGACUGGUCGCGCAUCCUCGACUCGGUGGAGGAUAAUUACAUCGUGCUGAACAAAGACGACAAUGAAGAGUGUGGGGACGUCUGUCCAGGCACUGCGAAGGGCAAGACCAGCUGCCCUGCCACUGUCAUCAACGGGCAGUUUGUCGAACGGUGUUGGACUCACAGCCAUUGCCAGAAAGUCUGCCCGACCAGCUGCAAGUCGCACGGCUGCACUGCUGAAGGCCUCUGCUGCCACCCCGAGUGCCUGGGCAGCUGCUCUGAGCCCGACGACCCCACCAAGUGCGUGGCCUGCCGCCACUUCUACCUGGACGGUAGGUGCGUGGAGACCUGCCCAGCCCCGUACUACCACUUCCGGGACUGGCGCUGUGUGAACUUCAGCUUCUGCCUGGACCUGCACAACAAAUGCAAGAACUCGCGGGGGCAGGGCUGCCAUCAGUACGUCAUUCACAACAACAAGUGCAUUCCUGAGUGUCCUGGGUACACGAUGAAUUCCAGCAACUUGAUGUGCACUCCGUGUCUGGGCCCCUGUCCCAAGGUCUGUCACAUCCUGGAAGGUGAGAAGACCAUCGACUCAGUGACAGCUGCCCAGGAGCUUCGAGGAUGCACCGUCAUCAACGGGAGCCUCAUCAUCAACAUCCGUGGGGGCAACAACCUGGCAGCUGAGCUCGAGGCCAACCUCGGCCUCAUUGAGGAAAUUUCAGGGUAUCUGAAAAUCCGCCGCUCCUACGCUCUAGUGUCACUUUCCUUCUUCCGGAAGUUACGUCUGAUUCAGGGGAAUACCUUGGAAGUUGGGAACUACUCUUUCUAUGCCUUGGACAACCAGAACCUAAGGCAGCUAUGGGACUGGAGCAAACACAACCUCACCAUAACUCAGGGGAAGCUCUUCUUCCACUAUAAUCCCAAACUCUGCUUGUCGGAAAUUCACAAGAUGGAAGAAAUUUCAGGAACCAAGGGACGCCAGGAGAGGACCGACAUUGCCCUGAAGACUAAUGGGGACCAGGCGUCCUGUGAAAAUGAAUUACUUAAAUUUUCUUAUAUCCGGACAUCUUCUGACAAGAUCAUGCUGAAAUGGGAGCCGUACUGGCCCCCUGACUUCCGAGACCUCCUGGGGUUCAUGCUCUUCUACAAAGAAGCCCCCUACCGGAAUGUGACGGAGUUUGAUGGGCAGGAUGCGUGUGGAUCCAACAGCUGGACGGUGGUGGACAUUGACCCGCCUCCGAGGUCCACUGACCCCAAGUCACAGGCCCAUCCUGGGUGGCUGAUGCGGAGUCUCAAGCCCUGGACUCAGUAUGCCAUCUUCGUGAAGACCUUGGUCACCUUUUCUGAUGAACGCCGCACAUACGGGGCCAAGAGCGAUAUCAUCUACAUCCAGACAAAUGCCACCAAUCCUUCCGUCCCCUUGGAUCCCAUCUCGGUUUCUAACUCUUCAUCCCAGAUUAUCUUGAAGUGGAAGCCUCCCUCCGACCCCAACGGCAACAUCACACACUACCUGGUUUUCUGGGAGAGGCAGGAGGAAGACAGCGAGCUGUAUGAGCUGGAUUAUUGCCUCAAAGGGUUGAAGCUGCCCUCCCGGACCUGGUCCCCCCCAUCUGAGUUGGAGGGUUCCCAGAAGCACAACCAGAGCGAGUACGACGAGGCUGCCGGCGAGUGCUGCUCCUGCCCGAAGACUGACUCUCAGAUUCUGAAGGAACUGGAGGAGUCCUCGUUCAGGAAGACGUUUGAGAAUUACCUGCACAAUGUGGUCUUCGUCCCCAGAAAAAUCUCUUCAGGCCCAGGUGCUGAGGACAGUAGGUCGUUGAGGAAACGCAGGGCCCUUGGUGACGAAGGGAACAUGACGAUGGCUGUGCCCACAGCUCUGGGUUUCCCCAACACCUCAACCAUCGUGCCCGCAAGCUCGGAGGAGCCGCGGCCCUUCGAGAAAGUGGUGAACAAGGAGUCGCUGGUCAUCUCGGGCCUGCGCCACUUCACUGGCUACCGCAUCGAGCUGCAGGCUUGCAACCAGGAUUUCCCCGAGGAGAGGUGCAGCGUGGCGGCCUACAUCAGCGCCAGGACCAUGCCCGAAGCCAAGGCAGAUGACAUUGUUGGCCCCGUGACCCAUGAAAUCUUCGAGAACAACAUCGUUCAUUUGAUGUGGCAGGAGCCAAAGCAUCCGAACGGUCUGAUUGUGCUGUAUGAAGUGAGCUAUCGACGAUACGGAGAUGAGGAGCUGCACCUCUGUGUGUCCCGCAGGCACUUCGCCCUGGAGCGGGGCUGCAGGCUGCGCGGGCUGUCGCCCGGGAAUUACAGCGUGCGAGUCCGGGCCACCUCCCUGGCGGGCAAUGGUUCCUGGACGGAAGCCACCUAUUUCUAUGUGACAAACUACUUAGACGUCCCCUCCAAUAUUGCAAAAAUCAUCAUCGGCCCCCUCAUCUUUGUCUUCCUCUUCAGUGUUGUGAUUGGAAGUAUUUACCUGUUCCUGAGGAAGAGGCAGUCAGACGGGCCGGUGGGACCACUCUAUGCUUCUUCAAACCCUGAGUACCUCAGUGCCAGCGAUGUGUUCCCAUGUUCUGUGUAUGUGCCGGACGAGUGGGAGGUGCCUCGGGAGAAGAUCACACUCCUGCGAGAGCUGGGGCAGGGCUCCUUCGGCAUGGUGUACGAGGGCAAUGCCAAGGACAUCAUCAAGGGCGAGGCAGAGACUCGAGUGGCGGUGAAGACAGUCAACGAGUCGGCCAGCAUGCGGGAGCGGAUCGAGUUUCUCAACGAGGCCUCCGUCAUGAAAGGCUUCGCCUGCCAUCACGUGGUGCGCCUCCUCGGGGUGGUGUCCAAAGGCCAGCCCACGCUGGUGGUGAUGGAGCUCAUGACUCACGGAGACCUGAAGAGCCACCUGCGUUCCCUGCGGCCUGACGCCGAGAAUAACCCCGGCCGACCUCCCCCGACCCUGCAAGAGAUGUUUCAGAUGGCAGCGGAGAUUGCUGACGGGAUGGCAUACCUGAACGCCAAGAAGUUUGUGCACCGGGACCUCGCAGCUCGAAACUGCAUGGUCGCCCACGAUUUUACCGUCAAAAUUGGAGACUUUGGAAUGACCAGAGACAUCUACGAAACGGAUUAUUACCGGAAAGGUGGCAAAGGUCUGCUUCCUGUGAGGUGGAUGGCACCUGAAUCUUUGAAGGACGGGGUCUUUACCGCUUCUUCCGACAUGUGGUCCUUCGGUGUGGUCCUGUGGGAAAUCACCAGCUUGGCAGAACAGCCUUACCAAGGCCUCUCCAAUGAGCAGGUGCUGAAAUUCGUUAUGGACGGAGGGUAUCUGGAUAUCCCUGACAAUUGUCCAGAGAGACUCAGUGAACUGAUGAGCAUGUGCUGGCACUUCAAUCCCAAGAUGAGGCCGACCUUCCUGGAGGUCGUUGACCUGCUGAAGGACAACCUGCACCCCAGCUUUCCGGAAGUUUCCUUCUUCUACAGCGAGGAGAACAAGGCACCUGAGAACGAUGAGUUGGAGAUGGAGUUUGAGGACAUGGAGAGUGUACCCCUGGAUCGGUCCUCACACUGUCAGAGGGAGGAGGAUGGGGGAUGUCCGCUGGCCCUAAAGCGGAAUUACGAGGAUCACAUGUCCUACAGCCACAUGAAUGGGGGCAAGAAAAACGGACGCGUCCUGACUCUGCCACGGUCCAGUCCCUCCUAACGGCACCUGUUUUGGGGAGGGAAUCCCGACUUCACUCUCCUCUGGUUUGACGGUCUCCAGAAAACUCAGGAUUUUCCCACAACUCUGCCAGUGUCCAGUGGAGCUAAGAGAUCAUUACUCUCCAUUUCUGUUUAUGGUACAACUUAAAACAUCUGUUUGAUCGCCAAUCUGACUAGUGAUCAGAGAAUGUAACCGUGAACGUAGAGAGAAGGGGUCCUUUCCAGCAACUGCGGGCUCAAGCCAGGGUGUUACUUCUUUUUCUAAUCAAUUGAAAGAAAGCACCUGUUUUUACAAAGGCUUUUUCU